GAAACCAUUGACAGUCGAUAACCAAUUUUUUAUAUUCAUGUCUAUUGACCGGCUGAGCUUUUCCUUCUGAAAAACCGGCAAUUGAUUAUUUUAACAUUAAUCGGGAAUAUCUCGGCCCCUAGAAUUUAAAUUAGACUUACGCAGAAAAUCAUACCGUUUUGAUUCAGCCAAAAUCCUCGGCAACAUGUCUUUCGUGGGACGCGUACUAGCCAGAAAUACAAAAUAUCCUUUCCAGGUUUCAUCUCUAUUGCGGCAGACCAAAUUCGAGCCGAAGCGCUUGAUUCAAACAAGUUCCCGGCUCCUCGCCUGCAAGGUGCAACAACCCGCUCCUGAUUUCCAAGGAGUUGCAGUCGUUGGGAAUGAUUUCAAGGAAAUUAAACUAUCCGACUUUAAGGGAAAGUAUCUGGUGCUGUUCUUCUAUCCAUUGGAUUUCACAUUCGUUUGUCCCACUGAAAUCAUCUCGUUCAGCGAUCGCAUCAAUGAAUUCAAGGAGCUUGGAGCCGAAGUAGUUGGCGUAUCGGUCGAUUCGCAAUUUUCACAUUUAGCAUGGAUCAACACCGAUCGAAAACAUGGCGGUUUAGGGAAGUUGAACUAUCCACUUUUGGCCGAUAUUACAAAACAAAUCUCACUCAAUUAUGGAGUUCUUCUCGAAAAAGAUGGAGUCGCAUUACGAGGAACUUUCAUAAUUGAUCCUAAUGGUGUCUUGCGACAGUUCUCCGUAAACGAUUUACCAGUUGGCCGAUCGGUUAGUGAAUGUAUACGAUUGAUAAAGGCUUUCCAAUUUGUAGAAAAGCACGGAGAAGUGUGUCCAGCCAAUUGGGAUCCCAAGGAAAAUCCAGACACCAUUAAGCCGGACGUACAAAAAUCCAAAGAAUAUUUCAAUAAACAUGGUUGAAGCAAGGCUUAGUUGAAGAAGAGUUAUUCGGUAAUAAAGUUCGUUUUUCUAUAAUAA
This is a messenger RNA of Hermetia illucens (black soldier fly), 952 nucleotides long. Its product is annotated as peroxiredoxin-2. Gene Ontology annotation, biological process: hydrogen peroxide catabolic process; cell redox homeostasis; cellular response to stress. NCBI's taxonomy places the organism in Eukaryota, Metazoa, Arthropoda, Insecta, Diptera, Stratiomyidae. Gene Ontology annotation, molecular function: thioredoxin peroxidase activity. The coding region runs from base 185 to 895 and encodes 236 amino acids. The transcript has 4 exons. The record is from RefSeq and is a predicted model, not a curated record. Gene Ontology annotation, cellular component: cytosol; mitochondrion.